Orycteropus afer afer is the source of this 2553-nucleotide messenger RNA. Lineage: Eukaryota; Metazoa; Chordata; Mammalia; Tubulidentata; Orycteropodidae. The record is from RefSeq and is a predicted model, not a curated record.
AUGGCGUCGGAGCGGCCGCGAGAGCCCGAAGACGAGGGCAUCAAGUUAUCAGCAGAUGUCAAACCGUUUGUUCCCAAAUUUGCUGGGCUAAAUGUGGUGUGGUCAGAGUCCUCAGAAGCUUGUGUCUUCCCUAGCUGCGCAGCUACAUACUAUCCAUUUGUUCAGGAACUGGCAAUAACUGAGCCGAAAAUAUAUACGGAAGAUAUGGCCUUUGGAGCUUCAGCUUUUCCACCUCCAUAUUUAUCUUCUGAUAUAACUAUUCAUCCAUACACCUAUUCUCCUUACACCCUUGAGUCUACACAAAAUGUCUGUUCAGUGCCUGGCUCCCAGUAUGAGUAUAACCAACGCAGUUGUUAUCAAGGUUUCCAAACAGUUAAGCCCCGAAGUGAGCACAUGUACCCUCUCCCUCAAGAAACUAAAGGUCUUCUUAAGGUGACUUUCUUGCAGAAAAAAACAUACAAUGAGCCAAAAUUUGACAGUAAAAGGGCUGGUGGAACUGUAUCAUCUGAUACAAAAUCAGCUAAAGGUUCCCAUCAUAUGUCCGUUCAUGCAGAAAAUAGCUUGAAAUCAGAUACUCAUCAUAAACGAACAGACAGGAAAUCCAGAAUCAUUGAAAAGAGUGGCUCCACCUCCAAACCUGAGUUUGAAUUUACCAGGUUGGACUUUCCUGAACUACAGGGUCCAGAGAACAGUGGUACAUUAGAGAUACCCAAGGAACCCAAAUGGGGCCCUUUGCGUACUGCUACAGCUGACAUUUCUCUCUUGAGAGAAAUCAAACCAACCACGGUAUUAUCAGAGGGUGAAAUAGUGAUCAAAAAUAAAAAUCCAACUGAAUCUGUAGCUGAUAAUACUGCGAACAAUUCCUCUUCAUGUACAAGAGAAUUAUCUUGGACACCAAUGGGUUAUGUUGUUCGGCAGACAUUGUCUACAGAACUGUCACCAGCCCCUAAAAAUAUUACAUCCAUGAUAAACCUAAAGACAGUUUCUUCAUCAGCAGAUCUUAAAACUGUUAGUGUAGCAUCUUCUGCAGUUUUAUCUUCUGAUCCUUCCUACAACAAAGAGAAACGUAUUGUUCAUCUUACUAAAAAGUCCAGAGCAUUACAAAGUGGCAACCCUGAGCAAAAUGAAAUCUCAAGAAAGAAUAAGAAAAAGAAAGAAAAGUCGAAAUCAAAAUAUGAACUCCUAACAAAGCAGGAGCCACCAAGGAUCGAAGAUGCUGAAGAGUUUCCCAAUCUUGCAGUUGCAUCUGAAAGGAGAAACAGAGUAGAGUCACCAAAAUUUCAAUCUCAACAACAGCCACAGAAUAAUUUUAAAAGUAGUGGAAAGAAGAGUGAAAUUCCGGUACAGCUGGAUUUGGGUAGAAUGCUCAUGGCACUGGAGAAAAAGCAGCACUCCCAGAACGCAAAGCAGUCCUCCAAACCUGUGGUAUUAUCAGUGGGUGCAGUGCCAGUCCUUUCCAAAGACACAACAUUGGGGAUGAAGAACCACCACUUGAACCAGGUACAGACCCCUCACAACCCCUUAGACUCCAGUGCCCCCCUGAGGAAGAAAGGAAAGCAAAGAGAAGUUCCCAAGGCCAAGAAGCCAACCUCUCUGAAGAAGAUUAUUUUGAAGGAACGACAGGAGAGAAAGCAGCAGCGUCUCCAAGAAAAUGUUGCAAGUGAUACUGUCCAAGACAUAGAGAGCAGUGUUGAUGACCAGUCCCUCCAGCAGGCUAACCCCUCAGCUCCAGGGGAAACAGAAGAAUCAGUCCCCUCCACUGUUGUAGAGGAAAGUGGGUCAGAAGAGACGCUCAGAGCUGAGCCUCAGAAUGACACAGAAGCCUGCCAUCUUGGUCUUGACUCCACCAGUUUCCCAAAGAUUCACAGUCGGAGGUUUAGGGAUUACUGCAGCCAGAUGCUUAGUAAAGAAGUUGAUGCUUGUGUCAUGGAUCUUCUAAAAGAGCUGGUACGUUUCCAAGACCGUAUGUACCAGAAAGAUCCAGUCAAGGCUAAGACCAAACGCCGACUCGUGUUGGGGCUAAGAGAAGUUCUUAAACACCUGAAGCUCAAAAAGUUGAAAUGUGUCAUCAUUUCUCCCAACUGUGAGAAGAUACAAUCCAAAGGUGGGCUAGAUGAUACUUUGCACACCAUUAUUGAUUAUGCCUGUGAGCAGAACAUUCCAUUUGUGUUUGCUCUCAACCGCAGAGCUCUGGGGCGCAGUCUGAACAAAGCCGUUCCUGUCAGUGUGGUGGGGAUAUUCAGCUAUGAUGGAGCCCAGGACCAGUUCCACAAGAUGGUCGAGCUGACAAUGGCAGCCCGGCAAGAGUACAAGACCAUGUUAGAAAGUGUGCGUCAAGAGCUGGCUGAAGAGCCUGGGGCUCACACCCCUCCCAGCCCGCCCACUCAGGGCCCAGGCUGCUCUGCAGAGGAUGCACACCUGGACCCAACUGAGAAAGAAGAGCCACAUUACAUUGAAAUAUGGAGAAAACAUCUGGAAGCAUAUAAUCAGUGCCAGGAACUAGAAGAAACUUUAGGGGCUUCAACCUCUGAAAUGAUGAAUUUAAAAUUAUAA